AUGAAACCCCUCCCCUUCCCCCUCGCCCUAAACAUCGGCACGGACAUCGUUCACCUCCCCCGCAUCACCCGCCUCCUCCAACGACCCAACUACCUCACGCGCUUCACACGGCGCAUCCUCAGCGACCACGAACAAGUCGACUUCCAGAAACGCUUCAAAGAUACUCUCCCAGUACACCUCCACCCAUCCUCCCCCCGCACGUCUAUGGCCCCGCCCACGCAAAUAAUUAUCACGCCGGACAUGACGCGCUGGCUGGCCGGCCGCUUCGCCGCGAAAGAAGCCGCACGUAAAGCCGCGCCGGACGGGGCUGCUUCGUUGGGGUGGAAGGAUGUCGAGGUCCGUGUACCGCGUGAUAACCAUGUGGAAGGGAAAGGGAAAGGGGAUGGAGACGAUGUGGGGGGGUUCGUGCCAGAGGAAGGGACGAGUCGGAGGCCGGAGAUUGUGUUUUUGGGAGGUGGGGGGGAUAGACCGGAUCGGUUGGGAAGGUUGUCUAUUUCACAUGAUGGGGAGUAUGUUGUUGCGACUGUUUUGGCGGCCGGUUGA
This is a messenger RNA of Penicillium brasilianum, 543 nucleotides long. The record is from the annotation of a GenBank genome assembly. NCBI's taxonomy places the organism in Eukaryota, Fungi, Ascomycota, Eurotiomycetes, Eurotiales, Aspergillaceae.